AUGGGCAUGUCAGAAGCCACAUCAGCAGAUGUUGAGGAGGAGGAAGAGGAAGAGGAGGAGGAGGAGGAGGAGGAGGAGGAGGAAGAAGAAGAAGAAGAGGAUGGUAGUGGUGGCUCGGGGGCGGGGGGCGAUCCAGGUUAGUUGACGUUGUGGGAGGCGCGCGAGGAAUGGGAGGAGAGACGAGGGUUGGUGCAGUCCGUGUGCCGCAGUCAGACUGGAGCGAUCCAAAAAGUCCAAUUGGCGUCCAGAAUGCUCGAUGACAUUGUGGACAUGUUGGAGAUGAUUGGGCGAUGGCGUUGUGAGGCGGCGGCGGAGACGAGGACGACAGUCGAGAUUUGCGUGUCCCGCGUUUGGACUUGGCGGCUGCGGUGAUGUGAUUGGCUCCGACGAUUGUUGAGUCUGUCUUCACUGCUCUCUUCCACGUUGGUCUGCCCCGGUCUGGGUAUUCCCAGUUUGCCAGGUUUAUCUACAGGCGCUUCAGAGGUAUUUUCAUUGUAUGCUCUUAGUGCCAAAGAAGAGUCUUUUGAGUGGCCUGUCGUCGUCCAUCCGUACUAGUUGGCCGCAUUGCAGGUAUGCUGAGGAUCUCCACCCAGUCCGCUACGUCCGUGUCUGGGAUCUCGUCCUGCCACCUCAAAAUCAAUACUUGUCGAAGACAGCUGAGAUGGAAAUGAUUGAGUCUACGUGCCUGCUUCAUGUACACAGUCCAGGUCUCCGCUCCAUGUAUCAACGUCGACAGGAUGACUGCCUUGUGUAUCUCUAG
Spirometra erinaceieuropaei is the source of this 760-nucleotide messenger RNA. NCBI's taxonomy places the organism in Eukaryota, Metazoa, Platyhelminthes, Cestoda, Diphyllobothriidea, Diphyllobothriidae. The record is from the annotation of a GenBank genome assembly.